Molecule: messenger RNA, 948 nt
Organism: Pseudovirgaria hyperparasitica
Lineage: Eukaryota; Fungi; Ascomycota; Dothideomycetes; Acrospermales; Acrospermaceae
Product: GDSL-like Lipase/Acylhydrolase
Exons: 3
Coding region: 109-948 (279 amino acids)
Molecular function (GO): hydrolase activity
Source: RefSeq, a predicted model, not a curated record
UGGUCGUGAUCGACAUCGUGGUGAAUCCAAUCGCCGACCUACAUAUGACUCUCUGUCAGCCCAAUUCAAUUUCCCCUUAACUUCCGCAGUUCCAGAGCAUCAUCCGAAAUGCAAUUCUCCUCUCUCAUAUCUCUUUCCCUUGUCCCAUUGAGCCACGCCAUCCCCGUCAUCUACAUUGCUGGUGACUCCACCACCGCACCCGACGGCGGCCACAAUGGUACCCAGGGCUGGGGUGAAUACCUACAAUAUUCCUUCUCUGCCAACACACGUGUGAACAAUUCUGCGUACGCGGGACGGUCUGCGCGUUCCUUCACGCGCGAAGGCCGCUUUGCAGCGAUCGCAGAGGCACUUGUGCCCGGCGAUUGGGUCAUUAUCGAAUUCGGCAUCAAUGAUGCCGGAAUUCCACAGAACGGGAGUACAAGUACGACGGGAGACAAGGGAAGGGUGGACUGUCCGGGUAGUGGAGAGGAAGUUUGUGUUGUCACUUACAACAACGUGACCGAGUACGUGCAGACGUUUGGCACCUAUGUGAAGAACGCAUCGAGAUUGUUUCUGGAAAAGGGAGCAAAGCUUGUGAUCUCGGAGAGACUGCCUACAAACUCGUGGCAGACCGGGGAGUUCAAGUUUACGCCGAGUGUGUAUGCGUAUUAUAGCAUGCUGGUGACUCAGGAGCUUGGUGGUCCAAAAGCGGGCGUUUACUUCGUUCAGCAUGGACAGUACGCGGCGCAGGCGCAGAAGUUGCUUGGGAAGGAUAUUGUGAAGGCAAACUAUCCGAUGGACAACACUCAUCCGGCACCGUACCUGGCUGACAUCUUCCACCAGGCUUUUGUUUUGGGUCUGAAGUGCGGUACAAGCCCGCUUGCAGAUCUGAUAGUAAAUGCUACAGCUCGUAUUGAAGGACCUCUACUGGGUACUUGUAUCCAGGCGAAUGCGACACUGCCCAUUUGA